Molecule: messenger RNA, 2781 nt
Organism: Clunio marinus
Lineage: Eukaryota; Metazoa; Arthropoda; Insecta; Diptera; Chironomidae
Source: the annotation of a GenBank genome assembly
AUGCGUGCUAAAAGGAUUGUCAUGAAAAAACAAGAUUUGAAGGCCGUAGUGGUUCUGGAGGACAUCUUUUCUGACUUUAUAAACUGUCACGAGAAAUGUCGUCUGUGUUUCAAAGACGUUACCGAAAAAGAUUCAAGAAUACAAAUCACAGAUGAGAUUCAGAACAAAAUUCAUUCUGUCUUGAAGAUUCAUUUGUCAUUGGAUGGAAUAGGAUCAGAAUUUAUGUGUUCAAAAUGUGAAACCAUUUUAAAUGAUUCUCAUCAGUUUAAGUUCAAAAUAAAUGAGAAAUUGAAGUGUUAUGAGAAGUUUAGUAACCAAAAAGUUAAAAACGCCCGAAAUGAACUACCAGUCCCAUUUCACGACAAUGAAAUUAAAGUUGAAGACGAAUUGAAUUUAUCAGCUGAGAUGGAGAUGACUUCUACAUUAAUUGAAGUCAAAGAAGAAACUUCUGAAGAUGGAAAUGCAACCGAAACAGAUGAAUGUCAGAAUGAAGAGGAAGAUGAACCUGAAAAGCAGGAUCAUUCAAAUCCUCAAUUUAUUUUAGGUGAUUCUGGUGUGAAAGUAAUAAAAAAUAAUCACAUUAUCAAGCGACGUCGUAAAAAAUAUCUCAAAAAUAAAUUUCAGUGCGAUAUUUGUGGAAAAUUAAUGAAAACCAGAACCGGCAUUGUUGAUCAUAUGAACACGCACAAAGAAUUUAGGACGAAGGAUUUUCAGUGUCAAAUUUGUGGGAACUCUUACUUUAAUAAAAAUGGGCUUCGAUAUCAUAUUUUGAAAAAUCAUGAAAAACCAAAGCAUCUUACCUGUUCAUUAUGUAGCAGAACAUUUAGAACUGAAGAAGGUUUAAAAAAUCAUAAGUCACGUCCUCAUCGUUUACCUUGUGAGGUCUGUGGAAAAAUGAUUUUAAACAAUGAACUCAAGCGACAUUUAAAAAUAGUACACUUCAAAAUAAAACCAUAUCAGUGCGAUAAUUGUGGUAAGAAAUUCAGCAGAAAACAACCUCUGAUUAAACACCUGAAUACGCACAAAGUUUAUAGAACAAAAGAUUUUCAUUGUCAAAUUUGUAGAACCUCCUUCUUUGAUAAACAUGAACUUCGAAGACAUAUAUUGAAUAUUCAUGAAAAACCAAAGCAUCUUGCCUGUUCAUCAUGCAGAAAAACUUUCAGGACCGAAGAAGGCUUAAAAACACAUAUGUCACGUCCGUGUCGCUUAGAGUGUGAUAUCUGUGGGAAAAUUAUUAGUAGGAAAGAACUCAAGACACAUUUUGAUAUGGUACACUUUAACAUAAAACCAUAUCCGUGCGAUGUUUGUGGAAAGAAGUUUUAUAAUAAAACACUUCUUGCUAAACAUGUGAAUACGCACAAAGAUUUUAGAACUAAAGAUUUUCAUUGUCAAAUUUGUGAAAGUUCCUACUUCAGUAAAGAUACACUUCAAACGCAUAUAUUAAGUAAUCACGAAAAACAAAAACAUCUUACCUGUACAUUAUGUAGAAAAACUUAUAGGACCGAAAAAGGAUUAAAAAAUCAUAAGUUACGUCCCUGUCGUUUAGCUUGUGAAGUGUGUGGAAAAAUAAUGUCGAGCAAAGAACUCAAGCGACAUUUAAAUCUGGUACACUUCAAUAUAAAACCAUAUCAGUGCGAUAUUUGCGGCAAGACAUUCGGUAGAAAAACAAAUCUUGCUAAUCACGUGGAUAUACACACAGAGCUUAGAACAAAAGAUUUUCAUUGUGAAAUUUGUGGAACCUCCUUCCUCAAUAAAUAUGCACUUCAAUUUCACAUCCUGAAUUUGCAUGAAAAACCAAAGCAUCUCACCUGUACAUUAUGCAGACGAACUUUUAAGACCGAGCAAGGCUUAAAAAAUCAUAAGUUACGUCCACACCGUUCACCUUGUGAAAAGUUACAGCCUCAUACUCAGACUCAUCGUUUACCUCAAAAGGAAAGCUGUAAGGUCUGCAGAAAAAUGAUUUCAAAGGAAAGUCUCAAAAUGCAUGUAAAAAGAAUGCAUUCCAGUAUUAAACCAUAUCAGUGUGAUGUUUGUGGAAAGAAAUUCUGUACUAAAGCAAAUCUUGCUCAUCACAUCAUUACACAUAUCAAUUUGGAACAUAGAACAAGAGAUUUCCAUUGUCAAAUUUGUAAAAGUUCCUUCUUUGAUAAACAUAGACUUAAAGCCCAUAUGAUUGGUGUUCAUGAAAAACCAAAGCAUCUUAACUGUUCAUUAUGUAGAAGAACUUUUAUGACAGAAGAAGGCUUUAAAAAUCAUAAAAUACGUCCCUGUAGUUUACCUUGUGAGAUCUGUGGGAAAAUGUUUAGAAAGGAUAUACUCAAGACACAUUUGAAUGCGAUGCAUUUCAACAUUAAACCAUAUGAAUGCGAUAUUUGUGGAAAGAAAUUCUGUAAAUCUUAUCUUGCUUUUCAUAUGAAUAUGCAUAUUGGUUUGGAACACCAAAAAAAAGAUUUUCAUUGUCAAAUAUGUGGAAGCUCCUUCUUCUUUAGAAGUGGACUUAAAGCCCAUAUACGAAAUGUUCAUGAAAAAAAGCUUACCUGUUUAUUAUGUGAAAAAACUUUUAAGAACAAAGAAUCUUUAAAAGAUCAUAAGUUACUUCCUCAUAAUUUACCUUGUGAUAUUUGUGGAAAACGUUUCCCUACUAAACAUUCCCUACAGAUUCAUCAAAACAUGCAUGAAGAGCGAAAUUUUGCUUGUGAUAUUCUUAGAUGUCUAAAGAAAUUCAAAACAAAAUCUAAUCUUAAAAAACACAUUCUAACCGUUCAUAAAAAAAAAAGGUGA